ACAAGCCCGCAGUAGAACCAUGGAGACGGAACUCACAGCGAUGUCUCUGGAGGCACGACACACUCGCUCGCACUCUCAUCCCGCUCCAGACUGGGACAAAAGGAAAGGCAUGCACAUGGCUGAUCUCCUCUUCGCCUCCCACUGCUCUUAACGUCUCCCUCCCUUCUUAGCAUUUACCAGCAGGACAGAAGAGGCCAAAAAACCCCUGGGAUAUACCCACAGUUCUUCAGAUAUAAGGAGAGGAGAGCUAGGGUCGCAGAAGAACCUGGAGCAAAGCUGUCACUCACAGGCAGAUGCUGCUCACUGCUGGGUCUUGGUCAGAUGACAUCGCUGUUGACUGGCACUGUUCCGGGAGCAGUGGUUCACUUUGGGCAGGUGCGCUCUGAGAUUGUGAUGAGGGGCCGGGGUCACAGGUCUGUGGAUGUAGAGGAGCUGCUUCGGCAGUCUCAGGCUGAGUUGCUAUGGAUACAGAGACAGCUGUCAAUCAUCUCGGCAAGGAAUGCUCGACACACGCGGGCAAAAGACAGGCUGAGGCACGAAGUGGCCCCGCAGCACGUCUCCACCCUCUCCCCCCAGAAUGUGAAUCUCUGCCAACUACUGGAGGACAGGAACCAAGACCUCAAGCGUGAACUGGCCACCCUCAAGCAGGAGAAACAGCGCUACAAGUCCCUGGAGACCGAGGUCAGAGAAAGAAGGGCCAAGUGUCGGGCGUUAGAGAAGGAGGUGAAGAGUACAUGCCUUUCAUGUCAGACUUUGAAGAGCGAGCUACAUGAUGCCUUGCAGGAGAGGAAUCGUCUCAAUCUGCAGUUGCUCAGUCACAGCCUGAAGGCUGCGCAGUAUGAACAGGUGAAGUCAGACUAUGAGCAGCUCCGAGAGACCUUUGGUACUGUGACUCAGGAGCGAGACUUGGCACGCCAGGAGAAGAACCAGCUCCAAGACCAACUUGAGAACCUUGAGCAGGUCCUGAAGCAUAUGCGAGAAGCUGCUGACCGGACGCAGCAGUUGGAGGCGGAGCAUGAUCAGGCCCUGGCUGUCCUCAGCACCAAGCAGCAGGAGAUCCACCUUCUGCAGAAGGCUCAGGUUGAAGCCGAGAAGGAGCACGAGGGAGCGGUUCAUGUGCUAGAGGUCAAAGUUCGCAACCUGGAACAGAAAUGCAGGUCUCAAAGUGAGCAGUUCACCCUUCUGUCUAAAGAACUUCAUAAGUUCCGAGUGGAGGCUGACACUGUGGACAUCCUGAGUGCUGACCCCUCUCCUGUGUUGAAGGCUGCCCAUCUCCCAGAGAAAAACCUCUCUCUCACUGUCAACGGUCGACCCUCUCAGCCUGGGAAAGGCAAUGAGAGACCUGCGGGCAGUCCGCUGAAAGCCGAGACCCCUCACCCCCUGCCCGCCGCCGCUGCCGCUGCUGCCCGACACAAGCCCGAGUCGUUGUCCGUCAAACCCAUCAUCCUGACCAGGAGUAGGCCCUCCAGCCCGCAGCGGGCAGGCCCCUCAGAGAUGGAGGAUGAGGUGAGUCCAUCUCCCAGGUCCAAACCCCGCUACACAGGACAGGUCCGCCUCUGCACUGCCCGCUAUAGCUAUAACCCUUAUGAUGGACCUAAUGAGCAUCCGGAGGCAGAGCUCCCCCUGGUGGCGGGGAAGUACCUGUAUGUCUAUGGGACUAUGGAUGAUGAUGGCUUCUAUGAAGGAGAGCUGCUGGAUGGACAGCGCGGCCUUGUCCCCUCCAACUUUGUGGAGUUCAUCCAGGACAAGGAGAAGCCCCCGGCCGAGGGUGGGGAUGACCUGGGCCCUCUGGAGCGUAGCCGUCUGGGCCUUGGCUCGGGCGACGGGGCCGGGGGCCUGGGGGGGCCCUUGGACAGCCUGGGCAUGGGUGACCCUCUGGGGCCCUGCAGCAAUGGCACGGGGGGCCCGCAGGAAGGGGACGAGCUGUCCGACAACGUGGUGCCUUACCCGCGGCGGCUCACGCUGAUCAAGCAGCUGGCGCGCAGCGUGAUCGUGGCCUGGGAGCCGCCGCAGGUGCCGCUCGGCUGGGGUUCGGGCGCGGCGGGCACCGGUGCGGGCGGCGGAGGGGGCGGCGUCAGCGGCUACAACGUGCUGGUGGACGGCGAGGUGCGCUCCAGCGUGCCAUUCGGCGGGCGCACCAAGCUGCUGCUGGAGAAGCUGGACCUGGCGGCCGCCACCUACCGCGUGUCCGUGCAAAGUUUGACCGAGCGCGGGCCCUCGGACGAGCUGCGCUGCUCACUGCUGGUGGGCUGCGGCGUGACGGUGGCGCCGUGCGGCCUGCGCGUCGACAACAUCAUGCUGGACUCGGCCGAGCUCUCGUGGCUGCCCAGCAACAGCAACUACGCACACGCCAUCUACCUGGACGGCGUGGAGCAGGCGGUGGUGCGGCCUUGCUGCUACCGGUACCGCUUCACUGGCCUCAAGGCCACAACUGUGUACAAGGUGCGGGUGGUGGCCAAACCCCACCAGAUGCCCUGGCAACUGCCCCUGGAGCAGAGGGAGAAGAAGGAGGUGGGGGUGGAGUUCUGCACCCAGGCGGCAGUUCAGACAUGUCAAGGUCCCCCACUACCUCCGCAAGAGGUUCAGGUCCAAUGCGGUCCAGGUCCUGGGGUCCUACAGGUCUCUUGGAAACCCCCACUACUCACGCCUAUGGGGACCUCCAAUGGGGCCAAUGUCAUUGGGUACGCCGUGUGCACCAAGGGACAGAAGAUAGCUGAGGUGAUGUUUCCAUUGGCGGACUACGUGACUGUGGAGUUGAACCGAAUCCAAUGUCUGGAGGCGCGCGAGGUCGUCGUCCGGACCCUGUCAGCACAAGGAGAGUCGCAAGACUCGCCCGUCGCAACCAUUCCAAACAACCUGCUGGUGCCUCCGCCUGGUGCUCCCCAUCAGCACCCCCACCCCCACCCCCACGCGCCUCCGCCUCACCUCCAGUCCCCGCUACGCCCUCAGCCCCAGCCGAUGCCCCCACACCAGCACCCGGGCCCCCAGCAACCGCAGCCUCAGAUGCAGCCGCACCCUCCACCCCACGCUCCGCCCCACCCGGUCCCCCAGCCCUCGCCCAGCCACUUCCAGCCCCUGCCGCAGCAGCCUCCCCGACACCUGCCCCCGCACCCUCCGCACCCACACCCGCAGCCUCCGCCACACCUCCACCCGCUGCCCCCUCACCCAGGCCCCCAGCCCCAGCCCCACAUCCCCAUGCCCCAGCCGCACAUCCCGCAGCUGGCCCACCCGGCUCCGGGGCAUCCGCAGAGACCACUAAGUGCCAGAGAGCUGGAAACCAAAGAGCCCGGGCUGCCCGGGGGGCCUCCCGGCGCCGGGCACCACGGCCCUCCAGGCGGCCAGCAGCCGUGGGAGCCCCUGCGCUCGCCCUCGGGCGGCCCCAUGCCCCGCGGGCCCGCACACGGACACAUGCUGGAGGCGCCAGCCCACCCCAACCGCCGCUCGCCCUCACCACAGAGGAUCCUGCCGCAGCCUCGCGGCACGCUCAUCCCCGACACGGUAGCCAAGGCCAUCGCCAGAGAGGCAGCACAGAGGGUGGCCGCCGAGAAUGGACGGAUUGAGAGGAGGAGCCAGCCUUUCCACCAGCAGGGCUCAGAUGAAGAAGAGGAUGAGGAAGGUUACGGCCAGGGACGGCGUAGAGGGGCAUCUGUGGACGACUUCCUCCGUGGCUCUGAGCUGGGCAGACAGCCUCAAUAUAGUCAGGGUGAGGAGUACCAUACAGAAAGCAGCCGUGGCUCUGACCUGUCUGACAUCAUGGAGGAGGAUGAGGAGGAGCUCUACUCCGAGAUGCAGCUGGAGGAAGGUCGCAGGCGCAACUCUCACAACACACUGAAGGGCUCUCCCUCAUCUGGGCGUCUGGAGCGCGGUGACAAUCGACGCCAGGGUCACGGCGGACCUCAACCCCAGCGCCGGCCUCUCAUGGUGCCCUCAAUUGAGAUAACCACAGAGAGUAACAGUGAGGGGAACCUAUCUCCGGUCAUGGAGGAUGUUUACUAUGGCAGAGUAGCGCGCCACAGGACAUGGUCCUCUCGACGUGGGGGGCCGCGGCCGGCCUAUGAUGGGUACAGGGACCGAGACCGACGGUCACCUCCCUACUACGACGAGUCAGAACCCGAGGACCAGUGUCGAAUCUUUGUGGCGCUCUUCGACUACGAUCCCCUGUCCAUGUCCCCUAACCCGGACGCAGCCGAGGAGGAGCUGCCAUUCAAAGAGGGCCAGAUCAUCCGGGUGUAUGGCGAUAAGGAUACGGACGGCUUUUAUCGGGGUGAAAUUCGUGAUCGUUCCGGCCUGAUUCCCUGCAACAUGGUCUCAGAGAUCCGUGCGGAAGAUGAAGAAACAAGAGAACAGCUCCUCAAACAAGGCUUUCUGUCUCUGAACACACCUGUGGACAAAAUAGAGCAGAACAGGAGAGGAGGCAGGCAUGCUGUGGCCACCAGGAGGAUGGUGGCUCUGUACGACUACGACCCCAGAGAGAGCUCCCCAAACGUGGAUGUGGAGGCUGAGCUGACGUUCUGCGCUGGCGACAUCAUCGCUGUGUUUGGGGAGAUUGAUGAAGAUGGAUUUUAUUAUGGUGAGAUCAAUGGCCACCGGGGCCUGGUCCCCUCCAACUUUCUCGAAGAAGUGCCUGACGACGUGGAGGUCUACCUGACGGACACGCCCCCUCGCGGCGGGCAGCCGGCCGAGCCCGAGGCGGAAGCGGCUCCGGUGCCGCCGCCGCAGGCCGAGGCCAAACGGCAGGUACCCGUGGAAACGGCCCCCUCACCCGGACGCCCUGCCUCCCCCAUCGUGCGCCCGCAGCUUGUCCCCAUCCCCAUGAGGCCCCUGAGCCCCAUACGCGGGCCCCAGGACCUGGCCUCCAAAAAGAAAAAAGGACUGCUCUCGAAAGGGAAGAAGUUGCUGAAAAAGUUCUCCGCCGCAAAAUAGACCCAUGGUCAUCCUCAGCCAAGUCAUAAGUAUGCAGGUACUGACUGUGGAGGAUGAGUUGAGAUAAGGGCGCGCUUGCCAAUGUUUGGGAUCGGCGUCAAGAAAAAAAGAUCUUGUUACCACGUAGUGCCGAUUGUGUGAUUGAAACGGGUCAGUUAGUUCCUCAAAAGUUCAUUGCUUUCAAUCAGAAUGUGUGGGGAGAUAGCAAUGACAGGUCAUUGAUUCAGUCUUUUAGUUCAUGCAGUAAAUACUGAGAAAGCUUCAGUGCCAAGAUGUACGUGGAUAUUUACAAUUUCUUGGUUUUAAACUGCAGGGAUCUUUAUGAUUUGUGACAAGGGCAAAUGUGCAACAUAUAUACAGUGCACACACGCACACACACAUAGACACACACACUUGUUUGUUCAUGGUGAGUGACAGGGAGGUAUGAGCUGAAAUUGUGCAUCAGGGUAUGGAAAGAUUCAUGCAAACAAAUCUACGCCAAGAGUCACCUAGACCAGAAAAUAACAGUAUAUAUAUAUAAAUAUAUAUAUAUAUAUAUACUAUCAUCUAUUAUCAAUACUUCCUCAUAUAUUUAUCUAGAUACCUUCAGUGCAAUAUACAGCGUCUGUUCAGAAUAAUACAUUUUACAGGAGGUGUUUGACACUUGACUUUGUAUGAGAGGUGUUUUGUGCUAUAGUGUUUAGACAGGGUGCUUCAGAGGUCGAGAGCUUGAAUGAGUAAUAUAUGAAAACUUUCUCACCAUCUCAGUGGCCUUCAUCUAAACAAAACAAACAAACAAACAAACAAAAAAAACUACAAUGACCAAGAUGCUCUUCUGCUGUGACUGCUGUGCUCUUUCUCCACCUCGUGUGUUCUUCUCCCAUCAGUCUGUGCCAAGUACCUACUCUGGACUGCGUAAUGUGUGGGACUGGCGACUUUUCAAUGGGCCAUGGCCAUGUUUGGUUGAAUCCAGCCUCUUGUGUUUUGCCUUUCAAAAUGCACAAUUGUUUGUGUUUCACUCGGUGAGUGGAGAGUGACUGGUCUCUGUGUGCUUGUGUGGGUAUGUGGCUGUAUAUAAUGUGGGUCUGUGUGUGAGAGAGAGAGAGACAGACAGAGAGAGAGAAUGAGAGAGAGUGUGUGUGUUUCCGUGUGUGUGACUCACUGUCUUUUGUGUGUUCAUGUUUGUAAAUCCGUUCAACAAAGAGAAACAGAUAUAAAAAUUGAACUAGAAAAAAAAAUGUAUCAAAGUCACGUGAUCAUGUGCUGUGCUGCUAACCUACAUAGUGUCACAUUUUUUUGUUCACUGUCGCCAGGUGAUGGUUGCUCUUUCUCACUCAAGUAGGAAAUAUAUUUACUCAAAGAUGUCUAGGUGUGCAGUACCUUCUGAUUUUACAGCGUUUACUCGUUUACAUAGUGGCCCUUCUGUGUCAGCAGAAGUGGCACUCCUGUGCGAAUCUGUGAAAGGAUGAGAUUUGGUAAAUACUUUGGUAAGACCCCUGGACUUCAGCCUGUUCAGUCCUUGAUUUAUCCCAACCAAAUGGGUGACAUGGUAUGACUUCUAGAUUGGUAUGACUAGUUGGUGACAAAUCAGAAAUCAUUCAAACACAACUCAAACAAUUGGCCAAGUGUGUUUGUUUUGCUCCCACUGAACCAAGAUAACGGUCGGUGUAGCCCAAAUACUCAUGCAAUCGGAUCAAAAACUGAGCUGGGCUUUGCCAACACUUUCUUUUCCCUGUGUUGAAAUCAGAGUGAGUAUUUUACUAAAAGAGACCUUUCACAAUCAGCAAGAGUGUUAUGACCAAUGUAAUGAUUCUUUUGAUGUAAUGCAUAUGAAGUUUUGUAUAUGUUUGUAUGUAAAUGAGACAUAUGUUGCUGAAUAAAAGGAUGACUGCCAAAAAGUGUAUGAAGCAUUCAGCUGCCAGUAUAGCUUGUACCAUUAUUUUUUUGCCAAACCAUUUUGUCAUUUACUUAUUUAUGGAAAAGAGAGAAAGACUAACUUAAUAACUACACUGAGAUCUCACUUUAUAGUCCAUUUGUGGCUGGCAAUGGUAUCUUAACUGUUUGAGUGGCUGUUGGUCUUUUGUACUUUUACUCAUUUGUAGAUAAUUUAUUAUUAAUGUUUAUACUUGAUUUUUCAGAUUGCAUUUUUAGUGCAUCAGGAUGUAUUACUUGACAGUGCAAGCAGUAUUCAUGGUGUUCUCAAGAAAAGUCUCAGUUGCUCGCCCUGUGAAUCUAAAGACUAUGAGAUGAAAUCAGUGGAAUGUGUCUAUGAGUAUCAUAUGCUGUGUGGCUGUGCAUGUGUU
Molecule: messenger RNA, 7205 nt
Organism: Alosa sapidissima (American shad)
Lineage: Eukaryota; Metazoa; Chordata; Actinopteri; Clupeiformes; Clupeidae
Gene: rimbp2a
Product: RIMS binding protein 2a
Exons: 26
Coding region: 322-4923 (1533 amino acids)
Biological process (GO): neuromuscular synaptic transmission
Molecular function (GO): protein binding
Source: RefSeq, a predicted model, not a curated record